AUGGGCAACGAAAGGCUUGAUUCAGGCGCGUCUGGCAUGGACGACGCAUCUCAUACAUCAAAGAAGGACACCGACGUGAUGCACGAAGAGCACCCGCGGCCGGGAGGUCUCUCUGCGGACGAUGUGGAAUUUCUCGCCAACUUUACAGAGGACCAGAGAAAGCGUGUCCUUCGUAAAGUAGAUGUGCGGCUCAUCCCUAUGCUCCUCAUUCUCUACCUCAUUGCCUACCUCGACAAGACAAACAUUGGCAAUGCCAAAAUCGAGGGCCUCCUGGACAGUCUGCAUAUGAACGGCGACCAGUACAACAUCGCCCUAUCCAUCUUCUUUAUACCAUAUGUCCUAGCAGAGGUUCCCAGCAACAUGAUCCUGAACAUGUGCAAGCGACCGUCGUAUUAUCUUGGAGCACUUGUUGUUAUCUGGGGCAUUACCAUGACAUGCACCGGUUUGGUGACCAAUUUUGCUGGUCUUGUCGUGGUGCGAUUCUUUCUUGGACUUUUUGAAGCCGGCUUCUUCCCCGGCGCCAUCAUGAUUAUCUCUCGAUGGUAUCUUCCCGAAGAAACGCAGAAACGAAUUGCAAUCCUGUACACAUCAGCGGCCACGGGUGGUGCAUUUUCGGGACUGUUGGCCUUUGCUCUGUCCAAGAUGGACGGCGUUGGAGGAUACAGAGGUUGGCAGUGGAUCUUCAUCAUCGAAGGUCUGGCCACUGUCUUGUUAGGCGUCGCCUGUUUCUUUGUCUUACUCGACUCCCCUGCCCACUCUCGAAGCUUAGCCCCUGACGAGGUCCGCUAUCUCGAGAUUCGCCAGAUCGCCCGGCGCACCUAUGUGCCGACUGGUCGUGAAAAGAGUUUUGACUGGAAGGCCCUGUGGUCCAUCCUCGCCGACCCGAAACUAUACCUAUUUAUCCUCGUCAACUGGUCUCAGGGUGUGCCGACAUACGGGCUUAAGUUCAGCUUGCCCACUAUUAUCCAGAGUAUGGGCUUCACGUCGGCCAAUGCGCAGCUUCUGACCAUUCCACCGUACGCCUGUGGAGGGAUUUCUGCCUUUGCGUUGUCGUAUUGGGCAGACCGGUCAGCGUGGCGCAUGCCGUUUAUCGUCGGCCCGCAGAUAUUCGUUGUCACCGGGUUUGCGAUUCUCUUCAGUUACGCCGCCGAGAUUAAGACGCACAUCGCAUUGUGCUACGUUGCUGUGUGCCUAGCCUGUUUUGGAAUGUACCCCAUAUUCCCCGGCGUCCAGGCGUGGAACCUUGUCAACACGGCUGGUCCCAUCAAGCGCGGCAUCAGCAUUGGCGUUUUGGUCUGUGCCGGUAACAUUGGCGGCGUCGUCGGCAGUUACAUCUACAAGGAGGAGGAGGCCCCGCGCUACCCGACCGGCUACGGGACCUCUCUGGCCUUUGGUGCUGCGGGCCUUGUUGCCGCUCUGGUGCUUGAGUACGUCUUUUGGAAAAUCAAUCUGCGUGACGCACAGUGGACCGAGGAGGAGAUCCGCGAAAAGUACUCCGACGAGGAGCUGGAGCGCAUGGGUGAUAAGAGCCCGCUGUACAAAUAUAGUCUGUAA
Molecule: messenger RNA, 1554 nt
Organism: Sporothrix schenckii 1099-18
Lineage: Eukaryota; Fungi; Ascomycota; Sordariomycetes; Ophiostomatales; Ophiostomataceae
Exons: 5
Coding region: 1-1554 (517 amino acids)
Biological process (GO): transmembrane transport
Cellular component (GO): membrane
Molecular function (GO): transmembrane transporter activity
Source: RefSeq, a predicted model, not a curated record